Frieseomelitta varia is the source of this 1879-nucleotide messenger RNA. RefSeq names its product ejaculatory bulb-specific protein 3-like. Lineage: Eukaryota; Metazoa; Arthropoda; Insecta; Hymenoptera; Apidae. The transcript is spliced from 3 exons. The coding region runs from base 201 to 1136 and encodes 311 amino acids. The record is from RefSeq and is a predicted model, not a curated record.
GGGUGACGAACGUGCAACAGGUAGAGAUAUACACGCGCACCCCUGUGUACACGUACGCCCGGUGAUUUAAAGUUUCGCAGUAUCCGGAGGGGCUUUCUCUGCCUGGUCCGACGCUGUCUUUCUCCCCGUAUACCUAGCUAGUUAUCCCUCGCGUCGCGUCGUCGCCACGGGACCCACUGGCUGCUUCCCUAACCAUAGGGAUGGUUGUUCCCCCCUGUACGCGACCAACCAACUCGACACCUAUGCUUACCGAUCUUUCUCUCCUUCCCUAUCCCGAAUACUUGGAAGACGAGACGAUACAGGACUUUCUCGAUACAUUCAAACGUCACGUAUCUCGAGAUUUUCCCGAUCGAGCUUACGUACCGAGCUUAUAUACCGAUCGCACUCUGCCUCAAACGGCCCGUUAUUGCGGGCGAUCAUCUCUUCGUUCGGAUUCCGUUUUAUCGGCUGCCAUUGAACGUUACACGCGCGUGUUACACGUACGUGUAACGUGUUACGUCCAAAGUUUUUCCGUCCUUCUUCCCGAGACGAGUUUCCUUCCCGCCUUGUCUUUCGCUCUGAAUGUUGCUCGAAGCGAGGCAAUUGCGUCACCGUCGUCGCGCUCAAUGCGAAUCGAAAGUGUCGCUUGCAUAUACGUGCAAUGCAUGUUGCAAUGCAGUUUUCUAGAGCGUGACCGCGUAUCGUGCGGAUUAACGUAUACCUGUAUCUAUCUAUCCGAGUCUCGCGGAGCGAUAAGAGCUCUCUCGAGAAAAUUCUUCGUCCGCGGCGGGUUCCAACCGGGGGAGACGGGGGCCCCCGAGCACAGUGGAAAUCCUUGCGAUAUUAAAGAACCAAUAAACGUCAAGAGGCAACGAGUUUCCAGUUAUUUGGCCGGAAGGAGGAUAUCGGAUGGGUGGGCGCGUGCGCGCCUCGCCGAGAAGAAGAAAAAAAAAAAAACUAUCCGACGUGUAUGGCGAAGUAACUUUCAAACUACGACAGUGUCCGGAAUUGGUUUGCUAAAUUUCGUUGCCGACGAGAACGUCAAAAUCGUUCUUUUUGUCGAAAAAGAUGGGAACUUUGAACGCGGAGUCGAACGAAGUUGCCUGAAAGGGAAACGCAGUCACCUAUUGGCCAGCCAAACGCACAGCUUUCAAUAGGAGUCUCGUACGAUGUCAAAGAAUACAGUGACGCUGCUGCUUUAUCGAUAUUUUUGAAUUUUUUCGCAUCAAGAAACGCAGAUUACGAUUUCCUUGGCUGUUGUUUCGCGCGUAGAGCAUACACGUGCUAUGCGCAUGAAGUAUUUAUCGUCGGAGCCGAUAUCGUUACGAAAUGGCGUUCUCUAGGAGUAAUUGUAUUACAGAGGCGAACGAGGUACAUAAUUUAAAAGGAAGCUCGUUAGUCAGUCGACGUGCACAGUGCAACGAAAUGCAACGAAAGUCAGGAAGCGAGAUGGAUCGACAGCCGAAGACAAGCGAACAGACGAAAGUCGUGUCAUCGUUACUGAUGAUGGUCGCUGCUUAUUUAGCUUUGGCUUCCGGGUAGCGUGUAGCUGGAACAUCGUCUACAGUUCUACAGCUAGCCAUUUCUUGUCCCAUUUCGCCUCUCGUGUGUAUUUACGAUAAUUUUUUUAAGUGAAAAUUUCCUCUUUGCUCGUAACUUCACGUUCCCAUUUCUAUGCCAAUGCGCGUCAAUUAAGUAAACGGCAUCGAUCGAUCUAGGAACUCGGAAUUGUAUCAUUAUCCGGUCGUAUUGAAUGGACGCCACUCAAUCUCGUUAACCGUGAAUUUCCUUAAUUGCUUCGUGGCCAGAUGCGCGGAAAGUGGCACGACCUUUUAAAGACAGUUACCGCGGACGUCCAUUUACCUGGCCUCGUGUACGGCGCUUAACCAGUCUGCUAACU